AAUGACUGAACAGCACCCUCUAGUGGCAACUUGAUAAAAUAGGAAUUUUGCUCCACCCAAAUCAGGGUAAACGAAACUUAAAGGCUCGGUUUUCUUCAGACAAAGGACACGUAGUUCAUUUAGGAGUCUUGAAUUUCUACUGAGGAACGCACUGAAAGUGAAUUGUAAGUAAACUUUCUGUACUGAAAAAUAAAAAGAGGAUAAUGGCAGAAAGAGCUCUUUUUAAAAGUUUCCUGAGCUGCCAUGUGUGUUCAGAGACUUUCAGAGAUCCUGUGUCUCUGAGCUGCAACCACAGCUUCUGUUCAAGCUGCCUGCAGAAAUUCUGGGAACAAGCUGGAAACAAGAACUGUCCCAUCUGUAAAAGAUCAUCGAAGGAAAAUCCAUCCAUCAACUUCUCCCUCAAAGAACUUGCUGAUUCGUUUUCUAAGAGGCAGAAUGAAGCUUCAUCUGAGAUGGAAAAUAAGAAAGAGAAGAAGGUGGUGUGUGAGAAACACUCAGAGGUUCCUUAUUGGUUCUGUAAAGACGAGCAGAGAGCUGUGUGUCCUGUCUGUGAGUUUUCUCUCCACCAGAGUCACAAAGUGGUUCCUGUAGAACAAGCAGUCAGUGAGCUGAAGGAGCAGCUGAGAUCUGACUUAAAGUCUCUGCAGGACAAGAGGAACAAACAAGAAGAAGUGAAGACAGAAUACGAUGAGAUGAUUGAACACUGCAAGAAGCAGCUGUUGUCCACAGAGAGACAGAUCAAAGCAGAGUUCAACAAGCUCCACCAGUUCCUGAAGGAGGAAGAGGAGUCCAGACUGGCAGCUCUGAGGGAGGAAGAGGAGCAGAAGGGGAAGACUAUCAGCAGAGAGAUGAAGAGGAUCCAGGAGCAGAUCUCCUCUCUGUCAGACAGCAUCUCUGCUGUUGAAGAAGACCUGCAGAAAGACAACGUGUUGUUCCUCAGCAGUUAUAAAGCCACUCAGAGCAGAGCCAGAGGUCAGAGGUCACUGUCAGAUCCACAGCUGGUCUCAGGAGCUCUGAUAGAUGUGGCCAAACACCUGGGCAACCUGUCCUUCAGAGUCUGGGAGAAGAUGAAGGACAAGGUCCACUUCAGUCCUGUCAUUCUGGACCCAAACUCUGCAAAUAGAUGGCUCUACCUGUCUGAUGAUCUGACCAGUGUGAGACAUGGAGAUGAAUGGCAGCAGCUUCCUGAUAAUCCAGAGAGGAACAAAUAUGUUGAAGUCUUUGGUUCUGAGGGCUUCAGCUUGGGGAAACACAGCUGGGAGGUGGAGGUGGGAGACCAUCCUGACUGGUACCUGGGUUUGGUGAAAGAGUCCGUGGACAGGAACGGGGAGAGAGAUGUUACACCACAGUUUGGGAUCUGGUGUUUGUGUUAUGAAGAUGGAAAAUACACCGACGGCGACAGUAAGUCCAUCUCGGUGAAGAAGAAUCUCCAGAAGAUCAGAGUCCAGCUGGACUAUGACAGGGGGGAGGUGUCCUUCUACGACCCUGAAGACAUGUCUCACAUCUACACUUACAGAGACACUUUCACUGAGAAACUCUUCCCGUAUUUCAGCGUGGGAGAAGCUGCUGAUGCCAAAAUGACAGAGAUCAAAAUACGUGAAGCAGAUGAUGGUGAGAUCUGACACACAUGUCUUCAUGUUUCAUUUUCUUUUACCGGAUAGUUUUAUUUCAGCAGGUUUUUAGAAUAUUUGCUAUUUUUUUUUAAAUCAUCUAUAAUCUGGGUUUAAAAAACACUAUUUUAGGAUUUUUUAACGAUGUGAUAGAAACACAAAAACAAAAGCACCUUAAACGUAUGGAUCAUGAAAGCUGCUUAAGCCAACAUCUAGUGAUGCAAAGGGAGCGAUUUUUUAUUUUUAUUUUUUUAUAUUGACAAAACAUUCAUCUUACAUUUCAUCACAUUUCGACAUCAUAUCUGUCAAAAAUGUUUUUAGGAACGUAUUUGUCAGACUUUAACCGGCCAAUAACAAUUUCAGGUUUUCUUUGAAGUCUCAGCUUACUUUUAAUCUUUUAAAACUGUACGUCCCUAAGGUCAUGUGACCAAGGCAUGCUGCUUGUGCAAAGCUAAAACCUACGAAGCUAAAGUCUAAAAGGGUCGAGGCUGCUCUUACCCUUUAGAUUUAGGUUGGACUCUAAAACUCAGCCUUUUAUUAUUACAUUUGUUUAACUGUGGAUGCUUCAUGUUUUUAGUUUUCUCCUGUACAGCACAUUGUGGUAUAAUGCGUCUUAAAAUGUGCCAUAUAAAUAAAGAUUUACUUCCUUAACUUUACUUCCCCACGGAUUCCAGUCUUGGGCAAUUCUGAUUUUUUUUCUUUCUUCCAAGAACCGAAAAUACAGAACAUGAUUAUUUUUGCUUCAGCAAGAAAACAUGGAGCGUGCUGUGCUUUUAAAAUGCCUUUUUUAUGCCACUUAACUGUUCUGCCACUGGAUGUAAGGCAGGCCUCUUCUCUUUCAGAGUUCAAGACUUUUCUUAAAAUACAUGUUUGCGGAAACCUUUUGCACAUCUAUUUUUAUUUUUUUUAUUUUUUUUACUAUUUUCAAUUAUCUUGUUUG
Molecule: messenger RNA, 2550 nt
Organism: Fundulus heteroclitus (mummichog)
Lineage: Eukaryota; Metazoa; Chordata; Actinopteri; Cyprinodontiformes; Fundulidae
Product: nuclear factor 7, brain-like
Exons: 2
Coding region: 204-1622 (472 amino acids)
Molecular function (GO): protein binding; zinc ion binding
Source: RefSeq, a predicted model, not a curated record